AUGAUAUCAGAGGAGGACCACCAGCUUUCGUGGAACGUUCAAGCUUCCGAGUUCAUCGUCGGCCAAGCAGAGGGUCGAUUUCAAUACGCUCUAUCGACAUUAAGUGCUCAUGCAAGAAUGUUUGUGCCUGGUCAGCAAGAGCAUACUCUAAGAUGCCAUGAAGAGCAACUCGGCGCUGCCGCCAUGGAGUCUAUGCCUCGCAACCAAGAGCACAUACCCACCCUGACGCCCUCUACAUCUGCAAAUUCUCAGCCUGCGCCAUUCGAAGAAGCAUCCUCCUCCUCACUGAGCCCGACAGCGCACGCUUUUGUUCCAGGUGCACAUGAUUGGUGCCCAUACGUCUUUGAAUCUCAGGAAGACUUCGACGCGGAAGCUCGAUUUAUGGAUUCGAGGGUUCGAGCCUAUGAGGAGGACCGGGAACAGAACGGUUUAUAUCCGCACGGGAUUUACUUCCCCAGCAGCAGCAAUAAAGACAACGCCGUGCCAGAUGUCUUCUGUCCUGUUCGCUCCCUUGCACGAUUUCCUCCUCAGGAACCGGAAGCAGAACCCAGCGCAGAAUCUUUGUACGCCCAGUGCCAAAGACGGCUCCUUGAGUCAAUCGAUGGACAUACAAAGUAUGAAGACUGCCUGAUCAAGGAGUUGAUUGGAGAGUGCGUCCACCAUUUCAACUUCUUCGGCCGCCCGGUCUAUGACAAGUCGUCGACGACUCCUGCUGCGAUCAUCGCCGUACUCAAGUCGUCGCCAAAGCAUUUUGCGAAAACGGAUCCCCGGGACCUAAGGAUUCACACGACAGUCUCGUCUGCUUCUCUGUUCCUUGACCCGGUUCUCUAUUACGGUGAUGCGGACGUUCUCAACAAACUACGAGGUUCAGCACUCGAGAACGCUGUCAUUGGACAGUGCCUGAAAUUCUACAGCCGUGCGGGCUGGUGGACCAUGGACCGAUGGAGUAAGGAUGAAGACUACCCUGAAGUGGAUCCUCUAGAUCCAAACGCAUACGUCGAAGGCUGGACCAUUGUCAACGGUUGCACGAAGGGGUUUCGUAGUCGAGAAGACAUCCUAUCCACUGGCACGGAGGAGAUGCUCGAGAUCGACAAAGCCCGCAAGGCCGCAGUACAGUCUCGAAUGAGGCGGGAACCAGUCAAAUCAAGACUUGGCCUUGCUUGCAUUUCGUACGAAGAUGUCGAGAAUCCCCCCAUCUUCCGUCAGGUUCGACGACGACUCACCGCAAACCCCAAAACUGGGGCUGAAGAAAAAGACUCUGUUGCUGCCAGAGCCAGUACUACCUUUCAGGCCACGAUGGGCCAGACUUCUGGUAAGCCCACUGUUGCUCCGUUGCCUUUGGCGGCGGCUCCUGUCCCCAGAGAUGAAUUCGAGCGGAAAUGUUAUGCUACUUGCCCGCCACCCUCGGCCAAAUGGGAAGACGAUAUUGACAGCGACGACGAUGAAGAGGAGCCCUCGGAAAUCGGCACGACUGCAUCUGAAAAGGUGGUUGACUACAAUGAGACGAUUGCUUUGGUGGAGGAGAACGUCACUAUCAACGACAUCCCCACCAUCAACCAUCAAUGUUCGACUUCCUGGCUGACACGGUCAAUUGCUGGCCAUUCCAGAAGUGCCGACCUCAGUCAGUCCCACGCCACUUCAACAAGUUCUCCAGAUCCAUCUGACAAUGAGGAGGUCGGGCCAAAAACAGAUUCGGAUGAUGAAACCGACAGCACCUAUGGAAGUUCCGAGGGACCAAAUGAUCAGCUAUACUCUCCAGAGCAUGAGGGACGAGGCCGUUCAGACGAGGAAAUCUUCGGGAUGACUUGUGAAGAAGAGUUCGAAUCCAUACAUGGAAGGCACUGGGGCAACCCUUUGUCGUCUCGGAUAGUGGAAGUUCCAGACGAUUUUAUCGCAUCCGAUGAGCAGAAAUCACCUAUCCCUGCACAAAAAGUGGCGGCUAUAGCCAACGAAUUCAUGGCAAGCUUGGAUGCCAUUGAGGCUGCCAUGAAAUUGAACCUUGCUCCAUCUUUGCUGUCGCUCGAUUCAACUUCUUCAUCCAACCUUGUCUACUAA
Molecule: messenger RNA, 2055 nt
Organism: Rhinocladiella mackenziei CBS 650.93
Lineage: Eukaryota; Fungi; Ascomycota; Eurotiomycetes; Chaetothyriales; Herpotrichiellaceae
Exons: 1
Coding region: 1-2055 (684 amino acids)
Source: RefSeq, a predicted model, not a curated record